This is a messenger RNA of Eurypyga helias (sunbittern), 1274 nucleotides long. RefSeq names its product myosin, light chain 3, alkali; ventricular, skeletal, slow (gene MYL3). The annotation marks the transcript as partial. Gene Ontology annotation, cellular component: myosin II complex. NCBI's taxonomy places the organism in Eukaryota, Metazoa, Chordata, Aves, Eurypygiformes, Eurypygidae. The transcript is spliced from 6 exons. Gene Ontology annotation, molecular function: calcium ion binding. The record is from RefSeq and is a predicted model, not a curated record.
GUUGAAUUUACCCCUGAUCAGAUUGAAGAAUUUAAAGAAGCAUUCUCACUCUUUGACCGGACUCCUAAAUCUGAGAUGAAAAUCACAUACGCACAAUGUGGAGAUGUCUUGAGAGCUUUGGGGCAGAAUCCAACCCAAGCUGAGGUCAUGAAAGUGCUUGGCAGACCCAAACCAGAAGACAUGAACUCCAAGAUGAUCGACUUUGAGACCUUCCUGCCCAUGCUCCAGCAUAUUGCCAAGACGAAAGACACAGGCACCUAUGAGGACUUCGUGGAGGGUCUGCGCGUGUUUGACAAGGAGGGAAAUGGAACAGUGAUGGGGGCUGAACUCCGCCACGUUUUGGCUACAUUGGGUGAGAGGUUGACUGAAGAGGAAGUUGAUAAGCUAAUGGCUGGUCAGGAAGAUGCCAAUGGCUGUAUCAACUAUGAAGCUUUUGUGAAACAUAUCCUGGCUAACUAAACACCAGGACAAGAUAGGCACCAAGAACCCCACAUGCUGGCCUUGGAUUUCGAUAUAUUGGAAUGUCUUCUCAUUUUUCAGCCCAGAUUCCCAUUAUGGAGCUACGAAAUGUGCUGUCCCUAAAGUUAUUUGGAUAAAUAUGUUUUUGUUUGUUUUGUCUUGUUUCUUCAUGGGAAGAGGAUGGCCUCUGUGGAGAUUCAAUACACUCAGGAAACUGAAGAAACUGGAAUCUGAACUAUGAAUGCCUAGGCAUUGUCAUUCUUUUUUCUGAUAUGGAGUAUAAACAACAAUACACAAUUGUUAAGGGAGAGGUGAGAAAAGGGGAGUAAUUUUUUUCAUAAGUAAUUCAAUCAAAAAACGUAUUUGUCAUUUAGCUAUAUCCUUCCCUCCCCUCUCCCUUCCGAAACAGCCAGACCUUUCUUUUUGUGUUUAUUGCAUUUGUUAAAAAACAGCUGUAAGAGACUAAGGGAAAAAAGAAAUUAAACCAAUUGUAUAAAUCUCACGUAUGCAAGGAAUACUCUUAAUCUAUAGAGAAAAACAGUAGAAGUAGAAUGCCCAGCAAUCAGCAACAAAUGCAGACUUGUUCACAUGUUCCUCAGCUUUGGAAAAUACCAACAUUAAAGGAAAAUCCAAAGCAGAAUAGAAGUGCACACAAUGUUUGCUAAAAUAUAUCUCUCCUCCACAAGGAUUGCUUCCCAUUCCAACAGUCUGACCUAUGAAACAAGUAAAAUGUAUUUCCAAAUGCAAACUGGAAAUUGUAAUAUACAUACUUUGGUCCUGUAGCUUUGCGAAGUAAAACAUGGGAUUCUUUCUCA